This is a messenger RNA of Funneliformis geosporum, 185 nucleotides long. The record is from the annotation of a GenBank genome assembly. Lineage: Eukaryota; Fungi; Glomeromycota; Glomeromycetes; Glomerales; Glomeraceae.
AGAUUAAAAUCACUACCCAAACUGUUCCAACUACCCUAACGGAAACCGCAACGAUUACCGAAACUGCUUAUGAAACUUUAAGCGACCAAAAAGCCCAAGCCCUCGCUGACUUGGAGAAAACAGGUCAGCAAUUAAAAACCGUCCAAGAGGAAUUAACCCAAGAGCAAAAGGAAACUACCAAAUGA